AUGGCUCGGGCAUUGCUUUUGUGGGCCUUCCUGGCUCGCGCUGCUGCCGUGGCAGACGAGGUGAAAAGCCUACCUGGCGUCGCUACCUUGAAGAACAAGCACUAUGCUGGCUACGCGGUGGUCAACGAAACGACCGACAGGCAGCUGUUCUACUGGUUCGUCGAAGCCGAGUCCGGCAAUCAGCCAGGAGUGACACCCAACAUCAUUUGGAUGAACGGUGGCCCCGGCGCAUCCAGCAUCAUGGGUCUCAUGGUCGAAAAUAUCGGGCCGCUGACAUUGCAGCAGUCAGGAGAGUUGGCUGAGAACCCGCAUGCCUGGAGCGGCAAGAACAACGUGAUGAUCAUCGACAACCCAGUCGGCUCUGGUUUCAGCUUCACGGGCAAAGAGAGCUAUGUCAAGUCCGAGAAGGAGAUGCGAGAGGACUUCUACACUGCCCUGAAGUUCAUUUUCACUCAGCAUCCGGAGUACGCCAGGAAUCCUUUGUGGGUGACGGGCGAGAGCUACGGUGGCAAGUAUGUCCCGAAUGUCGCCUACGAGAUUCACAUCCGCGGAGAGUUUCCGCUGAAGGGCAUCAUUAUAGGCAACGGCGUUUAUAGUGGCCUGAUCCAGAAUCCGACCGUGCCCGAGUUCGCUUACAACCAGGGCCUCAUUGACGAACAUCAGCUUUUGGAGAGCAAGUUGAUCAUCGCCGAGUUGCGCGGAGACGUCUCACGCCAGCUGCAGACCAGCGGUUGGGUCACCCGAACGGAGUUCAAUGCCGCGGUGGCCGCUCUUCAGAGCACCGACUACAGCUUGGGUGGCGCACUGGAUUCUGCUUGGCUGUGCCUCUGUGGUGCCCUUGUUAUGUUCAUGCAUGCAGGGUUCGCGAUGCUGGAGACAGGAAGCUGCCGCGUGAAGAACGCCUCAAACGUUCUGAUGAAGAACUUGGUGAACGUAUGCGUCGGCACGCUGGGUUGGUGGGUCUUCGGAUGGGCGUUUGCCUACGGCAGCCAGGGCACCCCUGCGAAUGGCUUCAUCGGGACGGACGGCUUCUUCGGCAUCGGAUUCUACACCGUUGAUGCUACCACUGGUGUCAUCUCGCCCCUGGCAUCCUGCGAUGCUGACGGAUGCCAGAGCACGAUGCUGAGCUGGUUCUUCCAGUGGGCAUUCUGUACCGCUGGUGCGACCAUCGUGAGUGGUGGCGUGGCCGAGCGAGUCAAGAGCCCCACUUAUGCGGUGUAUGCCUUCUUCAUGGCGAGUUUCAUCUACCCGAUCAUUGUCGCAUGGUCCUGGGGCGGAGGAUUUCUGGCCACAAUCACAUCUGUGGGCUACAUGGACUUUGCCGGCAGCGGAGUGGUGCACUUGACCGGCGGCGUGAGUGCUCUGGCAGGAACUGUGGUUCUCGGUCCGCGGAAAGGACGUUUCGAAAACCCGGAAGAGUUCGAAUGUCACAACUUGCCGCUUGUAGUGCUGGGCACCUUCGCACUCUGGUUCGGCUGGUAUGGCUUCAAUCCGGGCUCCACGCUGGGCAUGCAUGAUGGGGCCACAGGGGCAUUGGCAGCUCAGGUAGCCAUGAACACCACCUUGGCGGCUGCCACUGGCGGCAUCACGGUCUUCCUGUUGCGCUAUGUCAUCACGAAGAAGUACGAUGUCGGUGGCCUUUGUAACGGCAUCCUGGCUGGCCUGGUGUCUAUCACUGCCGGAUGCGGCAAUGUCGAGUGCGGCAGCGCCUUCGCCAUCGGUUUGGUUGGCGCCUUUGUGUACCAGGGCUCGUCCAUGCUGUUGCAGAAGCUGAAGAUCGACGACCCCGUGGAUGCAUCCCCCGUGCACGGCUUCUGCGGCAUCUGGGGUGUGCUUGCGGCCGGCUUCCUGGAUUGGGGCAAGGGCAUUGACCAGUACCACGGUUGGUCUGGUUGGGGCUGCGUGACCGAGGGCACGGCUUGCAAGACCGGCUUGGGUGGGGAUGCCAUCGGCGCACAGUUUGCCCUGAUCGGUAUGGUCAUCUUGUGGUCUGGCGCCCUCUCCACGAUUGCCUUCCUGGUCUUGAAGCUCACUGGUCUCCUCCGAAUUUCGGAGGAGGUGGAGGAAGUGGGCAUCGACUGUAAGAGCCAUUCCCCGGCCAAGGCCUACUCACUGAGUGCUGAAGCUAAGUCGAUGAAUUCUGUGGUGUGUGUGCAACCAGGCUCCAAGAAUGCCUGGGGGGAGGCAACAGCAUAA
Molecule: messenger RNA, 2196 nt
Organism: Symbiodinium sp. CCMP2592
Lineage: Eukaryota; Dinophyceae; Suessiales; Symbiodiniaceae
Source: the annotation of a GenBank genome assembly